AUGUCGAUACGCCGUCCCAGCGCAAAGUCCCGGGCGGGCCGCGAUAACGCAAGCCUCCUCGCCCCCGAUACGUACGACGACGACGCCUCAUCCCUCCACAGCCGAAGCGACCAGGACAGCGACAGCGACGAUGACCAAUUGCAACUGCGCGCGCGGAACAGCCGCGAGCUGCGCGCCGCCGACAGUCUAGUCUUCAUGGAAGAAGAGGAGAUCGAAACGCUGGUUGAAGAGACGCGCAAAAAGAAGGAGCUGCAGCGCCGAGGAUCUGGUCUCGCUGUCACGAACCCCCUGAAGCUUUUCGGCCGAGGCCCCGAUGGACAGCGACCCGGGUCCAAGGAUGGCUCGUCCGAGAAUCUCCUCAACGAAAAGGACAGACGCCAACAGCGCCGCACGAGAAGGAAACAGAAAAAGGACCGUCUGCUGGAGAAGGCAACGUACGGCGAGGAUGGCGAGCUCAUGUACGAGAUGGAAGAAGGGGCCAUGAAGGAGGGAAGCUCGACCGGCGACAGCAGCGAAAGAGACGACAGCGACGAACUCGACCGGCAAAGGCUGAAGAUGGUGACCAACGCGAAGAGCGAUAAGCGGAGGAGCUGGCGCCGAUGGCUGGUCAUACACAGUAUGAUAGCCGUCGGCUUCGCGAUCCUCGUUCUGGUGGCGUGGAAGCUAUCAUUGGGCAGGAAGUCGGCGCACAAGGCCGAGUUCGUCAGCAACGGCACCGCACUGUUCGCGCCGACGACCAUCAUCAUCAGUCUGGACGGCUUCCGCGCCGACUUUUUGCAGCGCGGAAUUACACCGAGGUUGAACGCUUUUAUCAAGGAGGGCGUUUCGCCAAAGUACAUGCUCCCGGCCUUCCCGUCUGUCACGUUCCCGAAUCACUACACGCUGGCGACCGGUCUUCAUCCCGAGAGCCACGGUAUUGUCGGAAACACGUUCUGGGACCCGGACAUGCAGGCCGAGUUCUACUAUACCGAUCCGGUGCGAAGUCUCGAUGCGAAGUGGUGGAGCGGAGAGCCUUUCUGGGUGACGGCCGAGAGGCAGGGUAUCCGUUCCGCGAUCCACAUGUGGCCGGGUAGUGAGGCGCACAUCCUCGGCGUUGAGCCGACCUUUUUGGACAAGUUCAACGGGAAGGAGGUCCUCGACAAUAAGGUCAGCAGGAUCCUCGAGUUUCUCGACAAGCCGGGCAUGGAGGACAAGACUGCCAAGGUUGAAGACAUGCGGCCUCAGCUCAUUGCUGCGUAUGUCCCCAACGUCGACGCGGACGGCCAUAGAUAUGGGCCGAAUAGCACGGAGAUCCGCGUCUCUAUCGAGUCAGCCGACGCCAUGAUGGAUCAGCUCUUCCUGGCUCUCGAGCAGCGCAACCUGACCCACAUUGUCAACGUCAUCGUUGUAUCCGACCAUGGCAUGGCCACGACGGAUACGACACGGCUGUUGCAGCUCGAGGAUCUCGUCGACACCUCAAAGAUUGAGCACACCGACGGCUGGCCGCUAUAUGGUCUCCGGCCGAAGAACCCCGACGAUCUCCAAGGGCUAUACGAUGUCUUGGUCGAAAAGUCCAAGACAAACCCCAACUUUGAGGUCUAUCUCCGCGAUGUCAACAUGCCCGAGCGCUACCACUUUUCAAAGAACAGGCGCAUCGCGCCCCUGUGGAUCGUGCCCAAGACUGGAUGGGCCAUCGUUACGAGGGACGAGAUGGAUGUGGAAAAGGCGCUAAAGGACGGUACGGUCUAUAACCCUCGGGGUUUGCAUGGAUAUGAUCAUGAGCAUCCUCUCAUGCGUGCCAUCUUCAUUGCCCGCGGGCCCGCUUUCCCUCAUCCGCCAAACAGCCAGAUCGACAACUUCCAAAACAUCAAUGUGUACAACAUUUUGUGCGAUUCCGUCGGUCUCAUUCCUGAGCCCAACAACGGCACUUUGCGUCUGCCACUCACUACUCUGGGUACUCACAAGUCCGAGGACACGCCCCCAGAACCCGAGGACCCUGUGCCUCCGUACAACACAACCCAAGUCCCGGCUUCUCCCAGCGCACCACCGGCGGAACAGCCGACAAACACCGACAAGGCCAUCCAGGUGGACCCCGUUCCCCAGCCGACGGCCACUGCGCCGGCGUCGAACGAUGACGAGAAAGGAGAUGAUGAUGAAGAGAGCGACGAAGCCGAUGAAGAUGCCAUAGAGAAGGGCAAGGAAGCCAUGAUUGGAGUUUGGGACUGGCUCAAGGACAAGUUUGGAAAGGUUUGGGACAAGAUUAAGGGAUCAAAGGGGGACAAGGAAUCGGGAGACAAGGAGGGAUCGGAAUGA
Colletotrichum orchidophilum is the source of this 2292-nucleotide messenger RNA. Its product is annotated as type I phosphodiesterase/nucleotide pyrophosphatase. The transcript has 2 exons. NCBI's taxonomy places the organism in Eukaryota, Fungi, Ascomycota, Sordariomycetes, Glomerellales, Glomerellaceae. The record is from RefSeq and is a predicted model, not a curated record. Bases 1 to 2292 code for a protein of 763 amino acids. Gene Ontology annotation, biological process: nucleoside triphosphate metabolic process. Gene Ontology annotation, molecular function: nucleoside triphosphate diphosphatase activity; ribonucleoside triphosphate phosphatase activity.